UCAAUCGGAACGGUCGAUCAGUCGGUGGCGCUGAAGAAUAACGACGACGACGACGACGACGCUCAUGCUACUAAUGCUUAUGUAAAGUUUUGCGCAAAGUGACGGAAAAUCAAUGACCGGAUUCGGGAGUGUUUUUGUGCAAGAUAAAGUGCUGAAAUAACUGGUGUCAAAGUUCUGUGAUCGUGCUCUCCUCCACUUUGGAUUCGCAAAAAGAUACAUGGUAAAGUCGUUAGCUUGGGGGAAAAGCUUUUGCCAGAGUGGAUUGAUUUAUGAUCGACUGGAGUGCAGCUGGAAUACGUAAUCCAAUCAGAGACAACAGUGGCAGAAGAGUACAUAUAAAAGUUUCUCGUUGUCGAGAGAAGCGGAGGAAAUCGUUGGCCAAUUGCUUGCACCGAAAGGAGUAUAUCAGAAAAAGCAUCGGUGGAAGUGCGGGAAGCCGGUAAGCGAGCCGUUACACAGCUUCAGACCACCACCACACCCCAUCUGCGGCACCUGAAUCCGGGCACACUGAUCAAGCAGGGCAUACACGUGAAUGAACCAGAGGCAGCCACGAACAGUAUGAGUACAAACGCCACGAUCCACGAAGACAGCAACAGCAAGCUGACCAUCCUGCAUUACAACGAUGUUUACAACAUUGAUGCCACCUGCAAGCAGGAACCGAUCGGUGGAGCCGCCCGGUUCUGCACGGCAGUUAAAACCUUUGCGCACAUGAAUCCGCUGGUGCUGUUUAGUGGAGAUGCGUUUUCGCCCAGUAUGUUGAGUACAUUUACGCGAGGAGAACAGAUGGUCCCGGUACUCAAUACCGUCGGAACGCACUGUGCCGUGUUUGGGAAUCACGACUUUGAUCACGGUCUGGAUGUGCUCGCCGAGUGGGUCGAAAAGACCACCUUCCCCUGGUUAAUGUCCAACGUGGUCGACAACGAAACGGGCCGUCCGUUGGGCGGUGGAAAGAUCACCCACAUCCUGCAUCACAACGACGUCAAAAUCGGUCUAAUCGGGCUGGUGGAGAAGGAGUGGCUCGACACACUGCCAACGAUCGAUCCAAAUGAGGUCACGUACAUAGAUUUCAUCAAGGCUGGCAACCAGCUGGCCGACGAGCUUCACAAUCAAGGAUGUGAUAUCAUCAUUGCGUUGACGCAUAUGAGAACGCCCAAUGACAUCGAGCUGGCGAAGCACAGUGGGCACAUCGAUCUGAUCCUGGGAGGUCACGACCACGUGUUUGAGAUUCUGAACAUUGAGGAUACGCAUGUGAUCAAGUCGGGAACAGACUUUCGGCAGUUCUCGAGGAUCGGAGUCAAUACCGAACGGAGCGAGAACGGAAAGAUUAGCAUCACGGUGGAGAAGGUUGACGUGAACUCGACAAAAUACAUCGAAGAUCCGGUACUGAAGGAGGAACUGAAGAAGUACUCGGAGACGAUCGAGUCCAAGAUGGACGAAAUGUUGGGUGUAUUUACGGUGGAUUUGGAUGGCCGAUUUGCGUCAAUCCGUACAUCGGAGACGAACUUGGGUAACUGGAUCUGUGAUGUAGCGCUGGCCGCAACCGGUGCGGAUGCGGUCAUGAUCAACUCAGGAACAUUCCGAUCCGAUCAGAUUCACGCGGCUGGCCCGUUCACGAUGCGUGAUCUGGUGAACAUCAUCCCGAUGCAGGAUCCGCUGAUAGUGGUGGAAGUUUCCGGUAAAGUGCUCCAUGAAGCAUUGGAAAAUUCCGUGUCCACCUACCCGAAGCUGGAGGGUCGCUUCCCUCAGAUUGCCGGUAUGUCGUUUGCAUUUGAUCCGACGCAACCGCCGGGGCGACGGGUAGAAUCCAGGCUGGUGAGGAUUGGCGACGAAUGGCUCAAGUUCGAACAAACGUACACACUGUGCGUAAAGAGUUACAUCUUCGGUGGUUGCGAUGGCUAUAUCAUGUUCAAGGGGUCCAAGGUAUUGAUGGACGACGAUGCUGCCCCGGAACUAGGAUUGGCAAUUCAGAACCACUUCAAGGCGAUCGAUGUGCGAAUGGGUAAAGCUCACCACACCAAGCACCGGCAAUCGUUAGUGACGCUGUCGCGAAGGCACAGCAUGGUACAGAUGUUAGAGAACCUGGAACUGGACGGCCCUACGCCGAUCCGGCGAAAAUCGACCGUCAUUCAGCCGAUGCGACAUGCCAGCAUGGAACAUGUGAAGCGAGGAAAGUUGAUGAGAAGAGCAUCACUAGACGAUUUGGAGCAAAGCAGUUGCCAGCUAGCACCGUCCAUCCAGCACCGGAUAGUGGUGGUCCAGAAUCAAGAUCACAUUCACGAGAUGAUCCUGCGACGGGAAACAAUGGAAGCGAACUCCGUCAUCAAAGAAACCGACGAGCUCACGCCCGUUAGCAUGAAUGGAUUCUACAACUACAACGGAACUUCCCCUAAAUGAACCAGACACUUUCCCACAAAAUUGACAACUGAAACCAACUGAGUUACUUACAGAAAAAAGUAUUUCCAACACUGCAUCUCAGUGCCUCGAAACAUUUUCCCAUUAUCAUUGGUAGAGAUUAGUUUUCUCUAAAUCUACGGAAGAAAAACCAAUCAUUGUAAAUAGUAAACCAUUGUUAGUCACCUUAAAGGAUAUUGUUAAAAAAAAAAUGCUUCAUGGAAACUAAAAAAACGAAGUGACAGUUUAAUGUCACCGCGUUGUGUUCUCCCGUUUCAAACCUAUACUUCUUCAAUAAUUGCAUAUUUUGGAAGCUAUUUUUGAUGGUUUAAAUUUGAAGCAUAAAUAUCUAUCUAAUAACUGUUGUCAAACUGAAUCCGUUACACCUUACCUGUAAUAAUAGUCUAUGAUAAUUAUCCAAUUCAAUAACUCAAAUAACUCUAGACAUCCCCAAUCCUUACUAGAUAUGUGUUAAAUAAUUACGAUAAAUGCAAAAUCCGUCAUUGUUAGAACAACAAAUACUAAAUAGGCACACUCACAUACAGGUACCGUACUGAUUGUAUAGCGUUACUGUGUAGAAAAAGCGAAAGAGACAAAAAGAAGGUUUUUGAAUGGGAGAUUUAUAUAGGAAAGUUGGUAAAUAUAGGUAAAUAUAAAUCUCCACUAGAAGCGAUGGGUUGAUACAGAAACGAUAUGGUGCAAAUGAACGAAAAUGGAAAAGAA
Ochlerotatus camptorhynchus is the source of this 3114-nucleotide messenger RNA. Its product is annotated as trifunctional nucleotide phosphoesterase protein YfkN. Lineage: Eukaryota; Metazoa; Arthropoda; Insecta; Diptera; Culicidae. The transcript is spliced from 7 exons. The record is from RefSeq and is a predicted model, not a curated record. The coding region runs from base 559 to 2394 and encodes 611 amino acids. Gene Ontology annotation, molecular function: hydrolase activity. Gene Ontology annotation, biological process: nucleotide catabolic process.